UAUUUUGAACGUGAAGGUGGCGGUUUAGACGAUAACGCUUGUUUUUACAGUAUAAGUCAAGUCAGGAUUAAAAUAAAUAGCAACGUUCAUAAUACGCUUAUAAGAUAAUAAUCUCAAAACAUGUCAUCUGUCAAUGGCUUGUCAAAUACCAAACCAGAUAGAGUCCCGCUCAGAGAUGUACAGAAUGAACAGUUAAAUAUGCAGGGCACUCCAACUCUUAUGUUUAAACAUGCAUCGACACAUGUGAAGGACUCAAACAUGAAGCAUGAAGUUGUUCUUGGUGAAAAUCCAUCAAGCUUAGCUAUCACAACAGAGGUCUAUAAUAUUGGUCAAACUAUGGAUACCACUGAUGAACAUCAAGACAUCAUAUUAAAAUCUUUUGCUUGCCUUGAAGGAGAAGUAGUAGUUGAGGGUGAAUCUGUACUGUCAGAUAUUUCUGUUUUAAUCGGCCGUCUUGGAUUGGUGGAUAAUGUUCCACUUCAAAGUGACUCUGAUGAGACUAAUGGAAUUGAGGACACAGAGGAUAAUGAGACCAGUAAAAGCAUGUUGAUCAUCCAUACUCUUGUAGGAGCAGAUCUACAGGUUACAGUGCCUCAUCCGUACUGCAUCAGGAGGAAGAAGUUUCCACCAUUGAGCUGGAAAAUGUUACAUUCAAGUCCCUUAUGUGCUUUGGUGGAGAAGUUCUUGUUUCAGAUAGCUCAGCCAUCUCUAAUGAAUCCAUAA
Molecule: messenger RNA, 723 nt
Organism: Danio aesculapii
Lineage: Eukaryota; Metazoa; Chordata; Actinopteri; Cypriniformes; Danionidae
Exons: 4
Coding region: 121-723 (200 amino acids)
Biological process (GO): cell division; regulation of attachment of spindle microtubules to kinetochore
Source: RefSeq, a predicted model, not a curated record